AUGACUCAAGCAGACUCGCAGAGUGCUGGAAACUGGAUGUGGUCGCUGCGACAGCUUCAAUCACUCCUGCUGACCAUUGAUGAUUUUGUUGCCGUGAUGACGUUGUCGCUGGGGAUGCCCGACAAGGUCGGCGACCCUUAUUGGCUCCAGUGGGAGGACAAUAAGAACGGACAGCACACGUACUGUUGCACAUGGUUCGGAAGCGUUGAUAACAGAAGUUACGGCUGCGAUGGCCAGUCAACCUUCACGUUACCCGAUAACGGCGUUUUAUUCGGCCAUGCCCUUCUCCAAAACGUGUCAUCCUUCAAUGCCCCCGAGGUGACCAAUGCGACCAAUGCGACCAAGGCAGAGCCCUCUGGGGGCUCGUCCAGCCGGGAGAUAGCUAUUGGCGCGGGACUUGGAGUGUCGUUGGGGACACUCAUGCUGGCGUUUCUAGCGUGGGCGCUUUUCGAGCGUCGGGAGAGAUUCCGUGCAAGGAGUACGCCCGCUCCCACGUAUAAUGUCACGCACGGCCACCCCUCUAGUUAUGUAUAUCCUCAUGGCACCGGAAUGACCAAACCACCCGUGGAAUUGGAUCAUAAUGUACCGGUUUCGGAAAUCAUGGGCCGUGAGAGAUAA
Molecule: messenger RNA, 618 nt
Organism: Aspergillus affinis
Lineage: Eukaryota; Fungi; Ascomycota; Eurotiomycetes; Eurotiales; Aspergillaceae
Exons: 2
Coding region: 1-618 (205 amino acids)
Source: RefSeq, a predicted model, not a curated record